Molecule: messenger RNA, 3400 nt
Organism: Solea solea (common sole)
Lineage: Eukaryota; Metazoa; Chordata; Actinopteri; Pleuronectiformes; Soleidae
Gene: rbm44
Product: RNA binding motif protein 44
Exons: 21
Coding region: 74-2824 (916 amino acids)
Molecular function (GO): RNA binding
Source: RefSeq, a predicted model, not a curated record
UUAAAACGUUUAUGAUGAAAUAACCAAUUUAAGUGAAAACUACAUGUUAUUUGGUGAUUAUUAUUAGACAGAGAUGAGCUCGUUUCUGAGUGAGGAGAAAUCAGCCGGACUCCUUAAGAACGCAGGUGGACAGCCCGCGGUUGUGUCGGUUCAGUCCGUGUGGCCUUGUUACCCGUUAACGUUGCCCGUGGAGCUUUUACCGAGGCACCAGUACGUGGCCUGGGACAAUACCGGCCGCGUGGAGCCUUCGUGGGGAACAUACACGUCCUUCAACCCAGUGACCGAUGCCACGCCAAAUCCCAAAAAGAGCAGGAAGUUCUUUCUGGACAGGUCUGUGUUUGACCUGGUGGACGCUCAUCCCUAUCUGUCUCUGACUGACCCAAAGUUACUGGGCUGGUAUCUUGGUUUGACUCCCGAGGACAGAAACAUCAUACUGGUUGAAGGAGGAUUUCAUCAGUUUCUGCAAAGACAUCCCGCCUUUGAACUGUCAAACCAUCAUGUUUAUGUGAAAUAUCCUGUUGGAAAGGUCACUCCUGUCCUGCCGACCUUGACGUCCAUAAGUCAGAAAAGUGAAUCAUCAUCAGGAGCAAAGACGGGCAGACCUCACACAAGUAAAUUGCCCCGUGCACAUCUACAGCUGGAGAUGCAUCGCAGUCAUGUAAAGGAGAACCUGGUCCACCUCCGGGACAACGUCCGCACGGCCGGCAGCAGCAGCAUCACACAGGAGCCAAGUCAUCAGCGGAUCCUCACAGAGAGGGCAGAUGCAGAGAGGCCACCGUGGCAGAUGAGCGGCAGCGUCGCCGUGUGCAAAGACCCGGCGGCAGAUCUGGCCAACUUUUCUCUGGACAUGGAGCUGGAGCGACGCAGGGGCCACGUUUUAGUGAAGCAGAACGAAGCUAACAUCACCGCCAAAGUCUGUCCGUUACAGUCACAAAGGUCAAAUGACAAAGAGUCGUCCUCUGAGUACUUUGAUGUUGAUGACCGGAGUAUCGUCCAGUCAGUGAAGCCACAGCAGGUCAAUUGUCCAACGGCCCCGGUGUGUGGAAAAGAAAAGACGGAGGACGAGGACGAAGAUGCAACUGACGAGAGCGAGGAUGAAGAUGCAACUGACGAGAGUGAGAACUUCCAAACCGUCCUGGAGGACGACGUGAGUGUCCUGCUGUGUCUGGACAGUAAAGGGUUGGAAACACUUCAGACGGACGUCUCAUCAGACACAGGAGCCAUGAGGAGAGCGUCAGAAAGCAGCGUCUCCACCUGUGACGCCAUGGUUGGCACAACACUGACCUCGUUCACAGCAGCUUUCACUCAGUCUGAGAAUCCAGAGACGGCGGAUAAAAGUGUCUUAACUGAACUCUACAUGUCAGACUUGGACGAGAUUGCCAAGGAAUUUAUCAAAAUGAAGACGACUCUGGAGGAACAACGAGAGAAAGUGAAAAGCUCAGGUUGUGGAUUGAGAAAGCAGUGUGACUGUUUACAGCGAGCUCAGCGAGCAGAGCUUCACCUCCUGACUCUGCAGUACAACAUGUGCACACAGCACUGCUGGAGACUCUACUACAUCUCUGCUGAGGGAGGCCACGCCUCCACGCUCGCAGGUGCAGCUCAACACUGGGUGAAGGAGCCUCCAUGCAACAUUGGAGGUGUUCUGCAAAAACUGGAGGUGGAUUAUUAUCACAUGAGGGAUCAGAUCCUCGAUGGGGUUCCUCUACAGCAACUGAAGCCUCUUUGUGUUGACUCUGAGAAGAUAAGCUCAGGAGCAAGUUACACCCCUGCUCUGAUGAUUGGCGACGUGGUGGGAAACCCUCCUUCUCGGCGUCCACAGGAGAAGACAUCAGGUGAAGACCGUGGACGCUGUGGUGAUGGGACCACGUUCCUGGAAUCUGAGACGCAGGGAAAUAAGGCAAAGGAGGAGAAGAUGACAUCAAAGAGAGCGGUCACUCUCAUCCCGCAAAAUAGAAGCGCUCACCAAGGAGCAGCACACAAAGACCUGAACACGAGCGAGGCCUGGUACGAUGCUGAAGAAGUUCUGGACCCUACAGAACCUGCUGAGACGCAACCAGACCCAACAACCAUUGCCGGAGAUGGAACCAACAGUAAGCGAUUAAUAAAACCCGUUAACAUCACUGCUGUUGUUGCAGCUACAGAAUCUGCAGGUGAUGAGGUCAAUGACUCCAGAUCACUGCUGUGUGUCACUAACCUGACCGGUCAUGUGACGGAGAGUGAGGUGAUGAUGUGGUUUGAGAAAUAUGGAGCCUCUGAAGUUAAAAUCUCUGUUUUAAAGAACGAUCUGAGAGUCGCCAUAGCGAUGGUAAGUGACCUCCAGUCUGCUGAGGCCGCGGUGAAGGAGAUGAACGGCAUCAGCGUGGACAGUCACACUUUACACGUGGGGAUCAUCAGUGGAGGAGGAGCUGCUGUUUCUGCUGCUGCUGCUGCUUCACCUACGUCCUCACAGGAAGACGACACCAGACGACAGCCGCUCACAACUGAACCCAGAGUCUCUGACAGAGAGUCAAAGACGCCGUCCUCUCUCGAGUCAACGUUUCCUCCGCCCUUGAGCUCCGGCAUCAAGAGGAGGACGGUGGUCUCCGUCACGCCCACGGCACAGGGGACGUUUGUCCCGCAGCACUUCGGCACCAUGGGCAGCUUCGACUACCUGAUGUCGGAGCUGACACGCCUUCACCCUUGCGUGGACAAGCAGAGGUUUGUGGACGCUCUGGUGCAGCUGAGGGCGAGACACCGGGGCGUCCUCUGUGGUCUGCCGCUCAGCAAGAUCAGAGAGAUGGCGUCUGAGCUGCUGAGCGGCUCACAGACUGACACGCAGAUAUAAGUGUUAGAAAAGGCUGGGAAAGUUGUUGUUUUACAGUCGUUUAUUGUUUCUCAGUUUAUUUCAGCUGCAAACCAGUACAUUUAGAGUCUCAGGGUUUCCCCACAGCACCCAAAUCUGGGUUUUAUUUUGAUUAAAAAGCAGUUUUUUUUCUGUUUAAAUAGAUUACUAGACUUAUGCUUUAAGGUGUGUCACCUCAGGAGAAUCAGAGAUUUGACACCUGAGCUUCUGACACAGAUAUGAGAGAGCAGGAGCUCUGAUUAUUAUUUCUAGUUUGAAAAAUGCUGAAAAUCACAACUUUUCUAUUGUUUGUGUAUUCAUUAAAGCAUCAGCAGAGUUUACUGUAGCAGCAAACAAAAUACAAAAGUUUAAGAGGAUUUCAAAAAGUUUCUUUUUCUAAAAUUGUGUUUGUUUCCUCACUGUUGUUCACACAGGUUUGUUUGUUUGUUUCACAUUCAAUCAAAAUAAAAUAAGUCCUGACUCUUAGAAAUCAUUUUUUGAUCUUGUGAUUAUUUUUUUUUUUUAAAACGUCCUCACAAUGUCAGUAAUGCCACCAAAAUAUUAUUUAUAUAUUAUUUA